AUGGAGGAGGAGACUCUGAAGACCGUCUGCUACGGUGGCAACACAGGGUCAAGUACCCACAUUCGACAACCCUUUUUGGAAAGAACAGCUGGACACGACAGUGCUUCAACCUUCAGAGGAGAGAAGGAUGGGGCCAACUUCGUCGACAAGAGUCUCCGCACUCCACAAGAGUGUCCUAUAGUGGAGACUCUCUUUUGUAAGAUUGGCUGCCCCUUUUCGCAAAUCUAA
This is a messenger RNA of Penicillium coprophilum, 228 nucleotides long. RefSeq lists its product as uncharacterized. The transcript has a single exon. Lineage: Eukaryota; Fungi; Ascomycota; Eurotiomycetes; Eurotiales; Aspergillaceae. The record is from RefSeq and is a predicted model, not a curated record. Bases 1 to 228 code for a protein of 75 amino acids.